Paramecium tetraurelia is the source of this 980-nucleotide messenger RNA. RefSeq lists its product as uncharacterized. The record is from RefSeq and is a predicted model, not a curated record. Lineage: Eukaryota; Ciliophora; Oligohymenophorea; Peniculida; Parameciidae. Gene Ontology annotation, biological process: protein dephosphorylation. The transcript is spliced from 5 exons. Gene Ontology annotation, molecular function: protein serine/threonine phosphatase activity; cation binding.
AUGAAUUACCAGAAGAAACCCAAGCCAAAGUUGUAGUUAAAUGUUGCAAUUGCUGAUGUUUAACCUGAAAGCACUCACUCUUCUGAUGGUUGGAAGUAACAAACAGACAUAUUUUUCCAUGAACCCAUUGAUUAGUCUUUAUAAUUUUCACAAAAUGGAAAGACAGUUGCUGAUGUGGCUCAACUUAAGUGUGGUAGAAAGUAUCAAGAAGAUAGAUUUGUUGCCAUUCCCAAUCUUAAUCAAAACAAAGAGGCAUAAUUCUUUUAUGCAGUCUAUGAUGGUCAUGCAGGUCAUUCUGUGUCUACUAUUCUCGAAAAUAAUCUGCAUAAAUAUCUAUAAGAGGAAAACGAUUUCAGUGAUAAUUUGGAGAAGGCAAUUAUAAAUAGCUUUGAGAAAAUGAAUCAAUACAUCCUUGAUUGUCAAGAAGAAAACCAGUUGCAAGGGGGUUCUACUGCAAUUUGUGUUAUAAACAGACAUAAAGAUCUCUAUAUUGUAAAUUUGGGGGAUUCUGCUUGUGUUUUAAUCAAUGAGGAAUGUGAGAUUAAGAAAUUGAAUCUUGAGCAUAAACUCAAUAGAGAAGAUGAACUCAAACGAGUAGAACAAAUGGCAACUAUUCUGGACAGACAUUCUAUCCCAAGGAUCAAUGGAGAAUUAGCAGUAACCAGGGCUUUUGGAGAUAAAAAACAUAUACAAGCAGGUUUGAUUGCCAUACCUGAAAUCAAAAUACAUCAAAUAGAUUAAAAAGAUAAAUACUUGAUUUUGGCAUCUGAUGGUUUCUGGGAUAUUAUUAAAAAUGAUGAGUUAAAACAAUUGAUUGAAAAUUGGAAUAGAAAGGAAAUAGAUUAAUUAGCAUAAUAUCUCUUGGACAAAGCAGCCUCCAAAAAUACUAACUAUAAAAAAGAUAAUAUGACUUUAAUUGUCGUAGAUAUCUAAUCUUAUUGGAAAUGAAUGUUAACUAAAUUUUUAUUUGCUAUUAUUAA